Molecule: messenger RNA, 2043 nt
Organism: Rhizoctonia solani
Lineage: Eukaryota; Fungi; Basidiomycota; Agaricomycetes; Cantharellales; Ceratobasidiaceae
Exons: 8
Coding region: 1-2043 (680 amino acids)
Source: RefSeq, a predicted model, not a curated record
AUGGAGCCACCGUUGCGUCGCCAGGCUAGUACUGCGUUACGCAAUCGAGCCCCAAGCUCCCUUAUUGUGCCACCGCCCUCGGACCUUGAAUCUUCAAUCCCAGAAUCCACCAACCCCUCUCACUCGUCUAAUGUCACAAAACCCUCGUUGGUGAAGGACUUAGCUUCUUCGUCGGGACGAAAGCAACUGAAGGCUCAGCUCGACUUUGACAUCCUUCGACUGGUCUGUGCUGCCGGAACGCCUCCAACAAUCGUUGACCGUGAAGAAUUUAGGGCAGUGAUUGAGCAUCUGAAUCCUCGAUACACCCCGGUUUCGUCUUCAACGCUUGUUGAUGCAUUGAUACCAGCGGAAGCGGCACUGGUUCUUGAAAAGGCCACUGCGCUUCUUAAGAAGGAAAGCAACCUCACACUUACCCUCGACGGUGGCUCAACCCGACGCUCAUGCUCUGUUUAUACAUUCCAUGUAUCAACUCCGUCCCGCCGAUCCUUCUUGAUGCGAGGUGAGGACGUGUCGCUGGAGUCGCAUACAGGGGAACAUAUUGCAUCCCUAGCUAAGCAAAUCAUCCAGUCAAUUGGACCCGAACGCUUCGUAGCUGUUGUUACCGACGGGGCAGCAAACGUUGUCCUUGCUCGGCGGCUUUUAGCGGAGUUCUGCGUGAAGGAUAUAUGCAAGAUUCCGGAGUUUCAGAAGGUUUUAAACUUUUUCAAGAAAUCAACUUCCGCAAAGGCACUACUCGAUCAGCUACGAAAGCUUGAAGGAAUCUUGCGUGGUCUAGAAUCAAUUGGGAAAACCCGAUUUGGAACUGUGGGACACGCUGCAUUGUCUCUGCUUCGAUGCAUGGGGCUCAUUCGACGCUUGGUUUCCAAGGGUGCUAUUGACAUCCCUGGCUGUAAUCGUUACUUCAUACCAAAUACACCAGCUAGCAUAUGCUUCGAGAUGCAACUGACUGCAUUCACAGCUGUACUUAGCCCUAUCCUCCGAGCUAUCACCUGCCUUGAGUCUGCAUCGGCCACCCUCGCUGAUGUGCUCCUGUUUUUUUCUGCGGCCCUUGGAGCUGUUUCGAAACAUCUUGCCAGCGAUUCUCACGGUCUUGAGAACUCGGAGACUGUUUCUUCAAUCAUCAAAUCAUGCACAAUUCGAUUCAACCAACUGAUUAAUGAGACUCCAGACGACUGCUAUGUCUGCGCAUUUUAUCUGGAUCCAUACUAUCGUGAUUCGCAAUUGCUGAAGAACAUUAACCCACUCUCUAUCAAGAUCACCUUGAAUCGAUCUGAUGAAUUCUCAUCUCAUGCCCCCACUUCCGCUAUGCUCGCCGGAUUGGACUGGGAUGGCGCUCCCAAUGGUCUGGUACGCCGAUUAUAUUCAACCGCCAAUGAAGCCAUGGAAGCUCUCCGGCAACAGCUUCUAUUGUAUGGGUCGUCCAACUACCCGUUUUCGGCAAAGAUUGGUCGGGAGACUGCUGCAUACACCUGGUGGCUGGACUUGAAAGAGCAUCCAAUGGCCAGACUUCUAGCACACUUCGCUCUCAUGUUGCUUGCGAUCACAGCAAAUUCAAUGGCCGACGAGCGCACCGUUUCAACCUUUACUUGGCUAAACUCAGGCCUUCGAAAUGGGCAGGACGUGGCGACGAUUGUGCGGCAAACCCAGAUUCGGCAAUUCUACGGGUGGAAAGAGGCGAAUGCGAAAGGUCCUACCCGAGUUCGUUUUCGAGACCUAAAGCAAGCCUCUGGGGCAAGUUCAAAGCAAGUAGACGGCUUGCCUGCACAGGAGGCCUCGGCUGAGAACGACCCCGAUGAGUACCCGGAGAACGCAGACACAUGGUUAGACGAGAUAGAGCGAGAGGAAGCUUCACCCUUGGGGGAUAUUUUUGAGUUGGCUGAUUUGGUGAAUCUCGACUCCCCCGAGAUUGAGGACUCGCUGUCGGACAAGGUCCCCGAAAGCUUGCGCACAACAGAAUCAGCACGUAACGAGAGGAGCGGCGCAACGCAGCCACCUUUGAGUAAUUCUGGCGAUCCUGAAGAGGUUGAUUGGUCUUUCACUUAG